UAAUUGAUGAUAAUUUAUUGGUUUCGCGUGUUACUGGUCGUUUGAUUCACCCAUCUAGCGGUAGAACUUACCAUAAAAUUUUCAACCCGCCAAAAGUUUCUGGUAAAGAUGACGUAACUGGCGAACCAUUAAUUCAACGUGAAGAUGACAAUGCUGAAACCUUAAAAAAACGUUUAGUGACUUAUCAUAAGCAAACUACACCCGUGGUAGAAUAUUAUAAACAAAAAAAUAUCUGGUCUGGUGUAGACGCAUCUCAAAAUCCUGAAGUAGUUUGGGCGAGUUUAUUAGCUAUCUUCAGCAAUUCUAAGCAAAAUUAG
Molecule: messenger RNA, 317 nt
Organism: Dentiscutata heterogama
Lineage: Eukaryota; Fungi; Glomeromycota; Glomeromycetes; Diversisporales; Gigasporaceae
Source: the annotation of a GenBank genome assembly